GCCAAAAAUAGAAUAAUUUGCUUUGAUCUAUUUUUGUCGUUGUUGAUGUAAUUUUUAAAAUGCAUCCUAUAAGUUCAUUUUUGCAGUCAAAGCCAUCAUGAAGAGAAUUACAGUAUUUCAGAAUGGCAUACCAGCAGAUGGGAAGUUGCUGCUUGUGCCACCAACUCAAACAUUUAAAGAACUUUUAGAAGACUGUGGUCAGAAAUUUGAUUGUGAUUGUAAAAUAUUGUACACAGCACAGGGGGCAGUGCUAGACGACAUCGCUUUUGUCAGAGAUGAUGAUGUGUAUUAUGUCUCAGAUGGAAAACCUUUUAUUAGUCCGUCCAAGUCAGGAGUUGUGUUUCGUCCACGGUCAUUUUCCUCCAUUAGCCCUAGAAAUGAUUGUAAGCGACACUCGCGUCUCACUAAUGAUGGGACAACAAAUAAGUGUACGUGUAGCAGCUCAGAAUGGGUGACUCUUAAUGUGGGUGGCAGAAUGUUUACCACAACAAGGAGCACUCUCACACAACAAGAACCAGAAAGUAUGCUGGCUAGGAUGUUUUGUGAUGAAGACCAAUGGUACAGCAGUGUGGAUGUUACUGGAGCAUAUUUAAUUGACAGAAGUCCCCGAUAUUUUGAACCAAUCCUAAACUACCUCCGGCAUGGCCAACUUAUCCUUGAUAAGGACAUCAAUCCAGAAGGUGUCCUAGAAGAAGCAAAGUUUUUUGGUCUGACUUCUUUGAUGGAAAAUUUGGAAGAUGUGAUAGAGAAAAACCAAGUCCCAGAUGAUAGCACCCCCAUCACAAGGAGAGAAUUUGUUCUGCGACUGUUAUCUACCCCCACCAAUAAGGAGCUCCGAUGUCAGGGUAUGAAUUUUACAAAUGCAAACCUUUCCAAACUGGACUUGAGGUAUAUCAACUUUAAGUAUGCUGUUCUCAAGAAUGCCAAUCUGAGUGGAGCAAACUUAUCAUACUGUAACUUUGAGAGGGCUGAUUUGUGUCAUGCCGUUCUUGAUUCUGCUAAUUUGCUGGGAGUGAAAAUGCUGUGUGCAAAUAUGGAAGGCACUUCAUUAAAGGGAUGCAACUUUGAGGAUCCUGCAGGAAGUCGAGCUAACAUGGAGGGUGCCCUUAUGAAAAGUGUGAAUUUGGAGGGAAGUCACAUGGCAGGUGUGAAUCUGCGAGUGGCAACAUUAAAGAAUGCCAACUUACAGAACUGUGAUCUCAGGGGAGCAGUUUUAGCAGGGGCAGAUCUAGAGAACUGUGAUAUGUCUGGUUGUGACCUACAAGAGGCAAACCUGAGAGGGGCCAAUUUGAAGGGGGCUGCGCUCAAGUUGAUGUUAAACCCUCUUCAUAUGGCCCAGGCUGUGAGGUGAAAGGUCAAACAAAAGGCAGGGGCUAGAAUCACAGUUAAUUAACAAGGAAAGGGUCCCAGUCAUUGAUUUAGUCAAAGAUUUUUAUAAACAGUAAAAAUGUUUUUGAAUACGAAAAAAAAAGUAAGUGGUGGUUUCAUUGCUGUUUAAUAAUUAAUAAAGUGAGUUUAAGAACUUGUUUUGUGUGAAAGUAUAUGUUGACCAUAUUUUGAUCUCAAAAAAUUAUUAAAAACUGAUUAUGUAGUUGUUAU
Molecule: messenger RNA, 1599 nt
Organism: Saccostrea cuccullata (small rock oyster)
Lineage: Eukaryota; Metazoa; Mollusca; Bivalvia; Ostreida; Ostreidae
Product: BTB/POZ domain-containing protein KCTD9-like
Exons: 12
Coding region: 98-1351 (417 amino acids)
Biological process (GO): intracellular signal transduction; protein homooligomerization
Molecular function (GO): protein binding
Source: RefSeq, a predicted model, not a curated record